AUGGGGUAUAAAUCAGACUGUCCAACGGAUGAUGAGUGUACAAAUAAAAAAUGCAUAACUGGCUAUGGAGGCAAUGAAAAAAAUAGCAGAGAAAGUAAAAAAGACCAAAAAAAAAAAAGAAAAGAGAAAAAAUAUUUAGAUGAAGCGGAGAACAUUCGCAAGAGUGUUGAUUCAAUGCGACAUGAAAAUAGUUCCGAUCGUGAAGAGAUUAAAAAAAAUUUUAGAAAAAAAGUAUAUAAUAAAAAUAACAGUGAUGAAAAAGUUUUAAGUAGAGAAAGAAGUGAUUUAUCGAGUUCUCAAGAUUUAAAAAAUCUAAAACAUGGAAAAUUUAUAUACAUAAAAAACUCAAAAAAAAAAAAUUUUAUUUCUAAAAGUGAUAAAGAAUGCGAAAUUAAAGGAACUGAUAGUAGGAGUAUAUCACAUGAUAGUAAUAUAAAAAAAAAAAGACAAAGAUACAAAAAUUCAUCUUAUGGUCCAAAAAAUCAGAAAUAUGAAGACACUUAUACAAGGAAAAACAAACGAAAGUUAUUAUCACCCGGAACUCAGAAAAAGGAAGUGUGUGGGAGUACUGAAAAUGUAAGAAAAAAAGUAAAGCUAACAAGGAAAAAACAUAAUAAUAGUGAAACGAGAGAGAGAGAAAAGGUCCUUUCGCGAUCAUCCGCAUGUUCGUAUUCUUCGAAGGGAAGCAGUAAUGGAAGUAGUAGCAGGAGUAGCAAGAGUAGUAGUAGUAGCAGGAGUAGUAGUAGUAGUAGGAGUAGUGGAAGUAGUAGCAGUAGUAGUAGGGGUAGUGGAAGUAGUAGCAGUAGUAGUAGGGGUAGUGGAAGUAGUAGUAGUAGUAGUAGGGGUAGCGGAAGUAGAAGUAGUAGUAGUAGUAGUAGCUGCACCGGAAGCAGUAACGCAUCCGAUGAGAGCAGCGUAAGCAACAGUUCAUCCAGAGCAUUUAAAUUAAAAAAAAAAAGAAGAAAAAAAAAGAAGAUCAGUAAAUAUAAAAAAAAAGAAGAAAAAAUAAAAAAGGAGGUGUCAACAGAAGAAUUAGAAAAAAAGGAAGAAUAUGAUGUUCAUAUAUACGAUAGUAAGGAAAUGAUAAGGUUAACUAUAAACAUUCUUCAAAACUAUAACUUUUUAAAUAACUUAAAAAUAUUAUAUCAAAAAUUAGACAAUAAAAAAAAAAUUUCCCUUGAAAAUUUAACAGAUUUAAAAUUAAAAAAAAAAUUAAGGCAUUUAUUUAGAGCAUGGAAAUUAGAAAAACGAGAUAAUUUUUAUAGAAAACCAGCAAAUUUUAAGGAAAAUUUAUAUGAUAUUUUCACUAAUUUGUUGUAUUACUUCUUAUCGAAAAUUGACAUAGGUAAGUUGAGGUACAAUAUUAAUAAAAGAAAAUCUAUCAUAUUAAAAAAAGAUGAUGAGAAGAAAGAAAAUUUACAAGUACGUAGAAACAAUAAAUAUACAUAUGAUUAUUACGACAAAAAUGAAAAUAUAGAUCUCGCUAACAGUAAUUUUUUUAGUGAAUUACAAGAAGAAGAUUAUCUACAUUUAACGAAGACUAAGAAUGAUAAAACGAAAAGCUUACGAGAAUUACAUGAAGAAGGCUAUUUCAAAGAUAGUAAAGAAAAAUAUAAAGAGUUUUUAGAUAAGCAUAAAAAAAUUGACCUGUGGGGAAAAAAUGAACAGGAGCAAAAAUUUUUAUUGAAUUCUAAAAAUAUCAAUAAAGAAAGAAAAACAUUUGACAGAGAAACAGAUUUAUCCAUAACGAAAUUUGUGAAAAAAGGUGAUUAUCAAAAGUUAAUAAAAAGCACAAAGCAACACGUGAAUGAUAAAUUCCAAAAAAGUGAUGAUAAAAUUUAG
Molecule: messenger RNA, 1842 nt
Organism: Plasmodium malariae
Lineage: Eukaryota; Apicomplexa; Aconoidasida; Haemosporida; Plasmodiidae
Product: conserved Plasmodium protein, unknown function
Exons: 1
Coding region: 1-1842 (613 amino acids)
Source: RefSeq, a predicted model, not a curated record